CUUCACUCGUGACAAGUACAGCGACAUGUGCAUAUCAACUCUAAUGAUGCGGAGACACCGUCACUGAACUAACUACAUGGCAAUUCUGUCGAAUAAAUACCUAUUUUACACUGCAGAGAGAAGACGACGGACGCACAGACUCUCUGCCGUCCAUCUCUAUUUCACAUCCCUUCGCCCUUCCAUCUCUCUGUCCCUCUGUGGGGAUAUUCCAGAUAUGUGACCUGCUCCAUGGAGAUUGCUGUAGAUGGCUGAGGAGCUGUGCACCGGCUGGUUUCGCAUUGUCGCAGGCUCCUUGGAGAUAGAGGAAUGCAAAUCUGCAAUCAUGAUGGAAGGAUUGAAAAAGCGUACCAGGAAGGCCUUCGGGAUACGGAAGAAAGAGAAGGGAGACAAGGACAAUGACUCAACGGGGUCCCCUGACAGAGAAGGGGGUUCACAGAAGAAAGCCAAUGGCGCGGCUGUCAAUGGAUUCUCUGGAGAGAUCGACUGGGACAGAUAUAACACCCCUACGGUGGACGAUGAAGGUUACAGUCUCAGGCCAGACGAGGAGGAGGGGCCAGGAUCAGCUGGCUCCAAACCAGCCAAGGAACACUUCUUCUCCUCCAGCGAGUCGGAGGGAGAGGAGGACCACCGUAAAAAGUUUAAGAUCAAGAUUAAACCGUUACCAACGGAAAGUGCCAACUGUUUGGCCCCCUCGGUAGAUGAACUCAAAGCCUCCAUAGGCAACAUAGCUCUGUCUCCUUCUCCUCUGGGGUUGAUGACAAAGGACUCUGGUGAAGAGAUACAGGUGGCUCGGCCAAGACGUCCUGCACCCAUUGAGGUCCCCACAUUGGCAGCCCCGGCGCUACAAGGUCCCAGAAGUAAGAGAGCCCCAGCAGUACCAGUACCAGAGAAGAAAGCAGCGCCAGUACCAGAGAAGAAAGCAGCGCCAGUACCAGAGAAGAAAGCAGCGCCAGUACCAGAGGACACUACAGCCUUAUUUGGGCCUCCACUGGAGACGGCCUUCGGAGAGCAGAAAACUGAAGUGGGUAUAUCUGAGCCAGUGGUGUGUGGCGUAUGGGGUGCUCCUCUACCUGAGUCUGAGUCACUGAGCCCAGACUUCUCUUUCACAAGACCCUUCCCUACAGGCACUCCGCCCCCGCUUCCGCCCAAGAAUGUCCCGACCUCCCCCCCACUGACUGGCUCCCCCUCUGCAGAUGCUGCUGGUUUGUCAAUAAAGGCAGAAGGCUCAGGGAGGAAGACCUCCGUCCCAAACCUGGAUAACAUUUUCGGCCCAGCGGAACCCCCUGCCUUUGGCGAGGAAUCUGCCGACAAAUGGAUCUGCUUCAGCGAGGAGGAAUCCGCAACCUCUGAAAAACCACCCCCUCCAACGUCCCCACCCCCUCCAGAAGAUCCCCCCGCCCCUCCUGUACCCACCUCCCCUCUCCCUCUGGAUGACCCUGCCCCUGCCCCCUCUCUCUCCCCUCUCCCCACCUCCCCUCCCCCAACGGAAAAACCUGUCUCUCCAUUACCCACCUCCCCACCCCCUACAGAUGAACCAGUGCCCCCCCUACCCACUGUCCCACCCACGCCGAAAGACCCUACACCCCCACCCUCACCACUUCCUCCAAAGGACCCUACACCACCCCCCACUCCCACACCCACUGUUGUCCCCACUCUCGACUUAACCUCCAGCAUCGCCCCUGCUCCCCUUGUCACCUCACCCACCAGCGUUGCCCCUGUCCCCUCUGCGGUUCCCUCUUCUCCCAAAGCAAGCACACCUGUCUCCCCCACCAGCCCCCCUGCCCCUGUGGAGGCACCCUCACGCACCAUCCCCCGGCCCCUCGUCUUGGCCGCGGAGGAACGGAGGAGUCCUGAAGCAGCAGCGCUGCCUGUCCCACCUGCCCCUCCGAAAGAGGACCUCAGUGAAACCACCACCACCCUGUCACCCAAAGAUGCUGGCCAGGUUUCCCGUGUUGCGCCUCCCCCACCUCCACCCCCUACAUACAGGGCAGUGGUGUCCUCUCCAGGACCAACGACAGGGGGUACGGGUAGUGGAGCGUCCUCUCCGGCUCGACCUGCUACACCGUCAGCUCCAUCAGCUGUUGUCAGCAGCCCCACCCCACCCCCACCUCCGCCACGCCCUUCCUCACGACCCAAACUGCCUCCUGGGAAACCUAGCAUGGGGGACGUGAGCCGGCCUUUUAGUCCCCCGGUCAGUCACUCGUCCAGCCCCCCUCCAGUCGCCCCCCUGGCUCGGGCCGAGAGCACUUCCUCCAUCUCCUCCAACAACUCCCUGAGUGCAGCCACCACCCCCACCGUCGGUAAAGAUCUCACUGUCUCUGUGUCAGAGAAUGACCAGCCUUCCCUGGUUUGGUUUGACAGAGGACGGUUUUAUUUAACCUUUGAAGGCUGCUCCAGGGGACCCAGCCCUCUCACCAUGGGGGCCCAGGACACCCUUCCGGUGGCGGCAGCUUUUACUGAAACAGUCAAUGCCUUCUUCAAGGGAGCCGACCCCAACAAGUGUGUUGUGAAGAUCACAGGUGAGAUGGUGCUGUCGUUUCCAGCGGGGAUCACUCGGCACUUUGCCAAUAACCCGUCCCCUGCCGUGCUAACCUUCAGCAUAACCAACUACAGCCGGCUGGAGCAUGUGCUGCCUAACCCCCAGCUACUCUGUUGUGACACCGUCACAACACCCAACCCUGACUGCAAGAACUUCUGGGUGAACAUGCCAAACCUGAUGACCCAUCUAAAGAGGGUGGCUGAGCAGAAACCCCAGGCCACAUACUACAAUGUGGACAUGCUCAAGUACCAGGUAUCGGCGCAGGGCCUCGUUUCGACACCCCUGAACCUGGCAGCCAGUUGGCGGUGUGUGCCCACCAGCACGGACCUCCGGAUAGACUACAAAUACAACGGCCGCGCCAUGACGACACCCGUGGCUCUCAACAACGUCCAGUUCCUGAUCCACGUGGACGGAGGGGUCACCAAGCUACAGGCUGUGCUUCCCCCCGCCGCCUGGAAUGCAGAGCAGCAGAGAAUCCUGUGGAAGAUUCCUGAUAUUUCCCAGAAAUCUGAAAAUGGAGGCGUUGGCUCAUUGUUGGCACGGUUCCAGCUGUCGGAGGGUCCCAGUAAGCCCUCUUCCCUGGCGGUCCAGUUCACCAGUGAGGGCAGCACUCUGUCGGGCUGUGAUAUAGAGCUGGCAGGGCCCGGGUACCGCUUCUCACUCGUCAAGAAGAGGUUCGCAGCAGGAAAAUACUUGGCAGACAACUGAUACUCAACCCUACUACUGCACAACACUACUGAACAAAUACACUGAAACGUCAUCAUCUCAAUGGACUUCGACUGAGUAAUGGAAACCUACAACACCACCACCUCCCUACAGACAGACAUACAAACACUCCUUUCUAAACCCGCGAGAUAGACAGGCCCAGGUCACACCGCCUACUGUACCCAGCAGUAUUGUAUAACUUGCAUUUAGCGUUGUGGACAGUUUUAAAGGUGUAAUUAUUGUAUUUGUAAAAUGUAUUCAUUUCAGAACAUCUGUAUUGCUGCAGUUAUAGACACCCAUCCCAGGUUUACCCUCUCUAAAGCUACAUGCCUCUGUCUCCCUCCCCUCUCCAAGAUGUGAUGUUGUUUAACCCUUAACGCAGCUGCCUAGCUAAUCAACCGCACCGCAACCACAAACCCACGGUUUCAAUGGUGAACAAAACUCUUAUUUAUUUUAGACGCAUUAACAAAGAUGUUAUGCUACGAGAGGAUGAGGAUGCAUGUAAAAUAAAGACUGCUUGGUUGUGUCAUUGCGUGAACUAUAGAUGAAUAGGCGCACCAUGAUGUGAGAGGUUUCGCUCUCGCCAAAAUCUUUUCAAAAUAAGCCCAGUGUGCUUCGUUUUGGACUUAAGCUUUGUAGCCUGCCUUCCCGCCUUUGGGACGACUCCUCCCAAUGUUAGGGCGGAGACCUGAGCAUCUCGUCAUAAUAUACAGAUCUCUGGCUUUAACAGAGGGGCUAGUUCUUCCUCAUGCUGCCUCUCGCAUGCCUGUGAUUGGACGCAGUUAGAGCUACCAUAGGAUUCUGGGUAAUGGAGUUUUUAUACGGUUAGCUUUAACGGUUGAUUUGUUAGCAUGCCCUCUACAAAGGCACAACAGGGUCUCCUUUCUUUGAAUGCACUGAUUUGAUGCCCGGUUUGAAAACAUUUACUCUCAUAAUUCUAAUAUCCUGAGUAGUUGGGCAGCUGCAACAAUAAGUCAAUUUCCUGGUUGCAAUAUAAAACAAAUAUAAGACGUUUUCCCUUUUAGAAAAACCUGUACAAAGUGUCAUUUUAAAAUUGAUAAUAUAUAUCUUAAAGGGCGUUUUGGUGUUUUCCUUGUAUUGUCAAAUAGCCUUUGUUGUUCCUGAGACAGCAGUGGUAGACUUACUUCAGAGUACAUUACAGCAUUCUAUUUUUAUUUAUUGAUGAUAAUGAUUUAUUGUAUAAAGUAUGUGAUUCUGUAUAUGAAUAUAAUUUGAUGGUAUCACCAUUUAGAAUCCUUAAAGGUAUACAUAUUGGAAUUAUCUUUUUUGUUAUUUGUGUAGUUGGGUAACCUGUGUACAGUAUAAGGUAUAAUUUUUUGAAUUUAUUUGAGAUAUAAUUUUUUUAAACUCAAGUGCAACAGACAAUUUGAGGUAUAUAUGGCCAUUAGGUGGGAGGGGGUAUAAAAUGACAAGGGAAAAAAACCCAGAUGAAUAACGACCUGGAUGUGUACGUCAUGCUUUAUGAAAGUUCUGACCAUGGAUCGUCAGUCAGCUUUUGACCAUUUUAGGCCCUAUUCCCAUUCACCGCGAUGCGUUCCUACCCACCUGAAAACCCCUGAAUGGAUAUUACUCUGCAUCAAACAGCAUGACCACUCCCCUUCAGAUCAAACCAACCAGCGCUUGAAUCCAUGGCUUUAUUUUGCAUAAUGGUAACGGUCUCUGUGAGAUGACAUGGUGACGAGGUUUUUGGAGGGAGGUUAGAUGACCAAAACGCUUUUUGUAUUUAUGUGUGUGUACUCCAGACAGUCCUCUAUAAGAGCGAGAAAUAAGCUGAAUAUUUUUAAAACUGACACAAAAAAAAAAUCUUCUUUCAUGUGAAGAGCACUGUGCUGAUGUUAUUAACUCCCUGAAUGCUCUGAUCUUCAACAUAGAGAACAAAAAUGUGUGUGAUGACAUUUAACCUAAGAGGUCUCCUCAUAUAGGCAUCGUAAGUAUGUCAAAAAAUAAUGUCUGUGCUUCGUGAAGCUACAUAGCACCAUUGAUUGUGCCUGUCAUAGAAGUGUCUUAGAGGGUGUUGCGCUGUGAUUACAUGUUGAUUGCAUGUUGUCUGAACAUAAAGCGGGCGUUUCUAUGUAAGGCGUUAAUGAAUGGUGUGGUGCAGCUCUCCGUACAGCAGUCGAGUAACAAGGGUUCGAGCGAAAGUUUUCCGGCAUGGAUAAUAUAAUGUACUUCUACAUACAGUUACGGUAUAGUCCUGAAGUCAAGUGCUCCACCAACCAACUCUGUGACCUAUUGUUUUAUUAAAUGUGAGAACUGAAGAGCAGAGAGUGUGUCUGUGUGUGGCGUGCUAAGCCAGACUGCUUUAGGUUCUGUACUCGUUCUCUAUCAAACACCUGUGCAAGCUGUGUUUGUACAGACCAAUGUUAAGAGGAACUGAUGGGGAAACUUAAGUUUGCUUCUUUCCAACCAAAAAAAAAAACAAACAAUAAAAGUUACGAGCUGGACACACGUUGUAUGGAGCUCUCUUUUCUCUUUGCAACUCGCAACGGAAGUGUUUCUCCCCUCUCGAAUGCAGUCUAUUCAAUAUGUCCUCCACCCAUUUUGAGUUCUGAUGUGCGGCACAGCCCGUCGAGGUUGGCUGUAAAACUGCAUCGUCUUUUAAGCCUUCCUGCGAAUACGCAGCUGUUUAUGAUUGUGUGCUACGAGGGAUGUCAAACGGAGAUGUUACUGUAUCAUGAUUAGCCUUGUGGUUUAAUUCAAUGUCCUGUAUAUAUUUCUGUUUGCUUCGUUUAUAUUUCUAUGGAUAUAUUUGGGUUUUUUUUUUCAUCUAUUUGUGUUAUCCAAUGCACAGGAUACUGAAUAUGCAAUUGUUUAAUGUGACGUACCGUACUAAUGACAUGUUAUAAACGUAUGCGGGAUGACCUACUAUGCUAUCAAGAUUUUCAAUCAUUGUCCGUUUUCUUGGAAAUAAAGUAGGCGUAUCAAUUUG
Messenger RNA from Oncorhynchus keta (chum salmon), 6194 nucleotides. It is a transcript of the gene sgip1a, whose product is annotated as SH3GL interacting endocytic adaptor 1a. The transcript has 24 exons. The record is from RefSeq and is a predicted model, not a curated record. Gene Ontology annotation, cellular component: plasma membrane; clathrin-coated pit; cytoplasm. The coding region runs from base 245 to 3247 and encodes 1000 amino acids. Gene Ontology annotation, biological process: clathrin coat assembly; clathrin-dependent endocytosis; synaptic vesicle endocytosis. NCBI's taxonomy places the organism in Eukaryota, Metazoa, Chordata, Actinopteri, Salmoniformes, Salmonidae.